AUUUGCCUCGUUGGGACGUAUUUCAUUUAGAUGUCAAAUUUAAUUAGUUUAGCAAAAAUAAAUUUUCGCAAAAUAUUCAAAACAUACCUUCAUUUUGUAUUUUGUGCAGACUUGUUUCGGGGAUUGUCUAUUCUAUAUUGAAAGAGAAUGUGAAAAGUACUUUAUGCGUCAUAAACAGCCAUUAAAGAAGGAAAUAAAAUAGAAAAAUCAUUGUUUGACUGAAAUAGAUAUCAAUUACAUCUAGCCGUUCUAGAAACAUACCAACGAAUGCCCCGUGAUACAAAAAACAUAGAAAAUUCUUUUAAAACCGCAUUUACCAUAAGAGUCAUUAAAAACAACGUGAGCGAUAACGUGAAAUGGCUAUUUAUUGCUGGGGCAACACGGCACACGGGGAACUUGGCUUGGGGGGCAUUGAAGAUGAACAGAUUUUAACACCGCGCAAAAUGGUGUGGAGCCCACCGAACUCCUGUGUAAAACAAGUAAGCUGCGGUCGCUGGCAUACAUUAUUUUUAACAUCCACUGGCAAAGUGUAUUCUUGUGGAAGCAACGAUAACGGCCAGUUGGGACAUGAACUGCCAACGAAAAGGCCACGUAUGUCGCUAUCUAUAUUUAAAUUGAUUGAAGAAUUGGAAAACUAUGUUAUAACCCGUUUGAGCUGUGGUGCCCGCCAUUCGUUGGCGUUAAGUGAGUGGGGUCAACUUUUUAGUUGGGGCCAUAAUGACUAUGGUCAACUUGGUUUAUCUAAUGGUCAGGACGUGAUAACGCAACCGAAAAUCGUCCGUAACCUGGUUUCAAAAACAGUGGUACAAAUAGCAUGCGGAAAUAAUCACAGUUUGGCUUUGACAAGUUGCGGAGAGCUUUAUUCAUGGGGCUCAAAUAUCUAUGGACAACUUGGAGUAGGUUCCCCCAGUGAUGUCGUGCACUCGAAUACACCACGCCUGGUAUCGGCGCUUAAUGGAAUACCAAUAGCUUUUAUAGCGUGCGGGGGUAAUCAUGCAUUUGUGAUAUCAAAAUCUGGGGCUGUGUUCGGUUGGGGAAGAAAUGAUUGUGGCCAACUAGGUCUUAAUGACUAUGUCAACAGAUGUUACCCCACUCAGCUGAAAACAUUGCGUAGUUUGGGUGUACGUUAUAUCACGUGCGGUGAUGAGUUUUCAGUUUUCUUAACCAAUGAUGGUGGCGUAUUUACUUGUGGUUCCGGCAGAUAUGGUCAAUUGGGGCAUGGUGGAAAUUCCAAUGAAGUUCUGCCCCGUAUGGUAGUGGAACUCAUGGGUAGUACUGUAACACAAAUAGCUUGUGGUACCAGACAUACAUUGGCAUUGGUACCAUCUCGCGGGCGAGUGUAUGGCUUUGGUUUAGGAUGUGCUGGUCAGUUGGGUAUACGGGUAAACAAUAGUUCCCCGACACCACAAGUGGUACUAGGACCAUGGGUUUCCCCCAGUGGACAAUCUCUUAUACCUAAUAUAGAGGACAAUAACGACAACAAUUGCUAUAUAAUAAAGCAGAUAUUUUGUGGAGGUGAUCAUUCACUAGUCACGUGUACUUUUUAUGAAGAUAAAAUUCCGGCCGUAGACUGUCGAUUAUACGACGAAAAUACCCAAGUCCUUACAUUAACUGAAGAAACCGCUAAAAAAUGUGCAAAUAUCGAACGGGAUAGUAUAAUGGAUAUGGACUUGUUGACUUUAGUUGAACUUAUAUUUAAAAGCCAAGCUUGUUUGAACGGUUCGUUUUUAUUAGAAGACGAUCAGCAUUUUUGUUGCACCUCUAAACACCAUGGUGUAAACUUAACAACGGCCGUUAAUGCAUUUAAUUACUUACGUAAAGUUGAACAUGAAACCCUGAAGACAUUGAUUUGGGAAAAGAUAACAAACGAUUUAUUAAGUUCUCUGGUAUCAUCACCUGCCGAUGUUGAAACAUUGCGUAUAUUCCUCAUACUACCACUCUACCAUGAGUUCGUUAACGCUAAAAAUUAUGAAAAACUACAUACUCUCUUCAGCAAUGCGGUGAUUAAAUUAAAUGAAAUUCCACGAAAAAUUGUGGCAAAAUGGUGGUCACAAACGCCGAUUGACUGGUUUGAGCAUUUGGUUUCAAGCUACAAAAAUGUCAUAGCAUACAUUAUUAGUUUCAAAAUGCCGCCAAAUAUGGGUAGUGGAUCAGAGAAACGGCUUGUAACAUAUAACAGUAAUUUGAUAGCUGCCUUAAACAUUAUUGUUUUUCUCCAUGGAAUAAACAACAAAGAACGCAAGAACAAAUUAAACUACGAAGCUUUCCAUUGGCCUGAACUAUCUGAUUUUGUUGAUGUCCAACAAAACUAUAUUCAUUGGUUGUUUGAUAAAACGCCGGAUGCAUUUAACAUUUGUAAUUAUCCAAUGCUUUUUAACGCUGCAGCAAAGACAACACUGCUUCAAACGGAUCAAGCCAUUCAAAUGCAUCACGCAAUGAAUGCGGCAACUUCUAAUAGUAUAUUAAGUUUACUAACAGGUCAACCCAUUCAACAAUUCAUUGUUUUAAACGUAUCAAGGGAAAAUUUAGUGCAAGACACAUUGCGAGAAAUAAUGCAGUACAAUGAAAGUGAUCUUAAAAAGCCACUUAAGGUUAAAUUUUGUGGCGAAGAAGCAGAGGAUGCUGGUGGUGUGCGAAAGGAAUUUUUCAUGUUACUUUUAAAGGAUCUCAUUGACCCGAAAUAUGGAAUGUUUAAGGAAUAUGAAGAUUCAAGAGCAGUAUGGUUUGCUGAUGUCACAUUCGAAACGGAUAAUAUGUACUUUUUAAUUGGUAUAAUUUGUGGCUUAGCUAUUUACAAUUUUACCAUAAUCAAUUUGCCGUUUCCAUUGGCUCUAUACAAAAAGCUUUUGGAUGAAAAAGUUGAUUUGAGUGAUCUGCGUGAGUUGUCGCCGACCUUGGCUAACUCUAUGCAACAAAUACUCGAUUAUGAUGGCGAUGAUUUUGAGGAAACAUUUGAUUUGCAUUUUGAAAUAUCAAGAGAUAUUUUCGGGGAAAGCACUAGCGAGCCGUUAAAACCGAAUGGAUCAGAAAUAAGUGUAACAAAGGAGAACAGGCAAGAAUUUGUUGAUUUAUAUGUAGAUUUCAUAUUCAAUAAAGCUGUGUGUGACAAAUUUAAGGCGUUCCAGAAAGGUUUUAUGAAGGUAUGUUGGGGUCGGGUCUUAAAGAUUUUCCGACCCGAAGAACUAAUGGCCAUGGUUGUGGGCAAUGAGGAAUACGAUUGGAAGGCUUUGGAACUAAAUUGUGAAUACAAAAAUGGUUACUCAGUUAGCGACGAUACGAUUAAAUGGUUUUGGGAAACUUUUCAUGAAAUGACUCUUGCUGACAAAAAGAAAUUCUUGUUAUAUCUAACAGGGAGCGAUCGCAUUCCAAUACAAGGAAUGAAAGCCAUAAAAAUCAUAAUACAACCAACCAAUGAUGACAAGUUUUUACCGGUAGCUCAUACCUGUUUCAAUCUUCUUGACCUGCCCAGAUAUAAAACAAAGGAACGCUUAAAAUACAAGUUAAUGCAAGCCAUACAACAAACUCAGGGUUUCAGUCUUGUAUAAUCAGUCCAGGAUUAUACGGAAUUUGUUGUGGUCAAAAACUAUGUUAUCUCAUUAAAGGUUUUUUUUCACUCAACGCUGAUUUUAUUUAGUUUCAUAAGAAUAGCAUGUUAAAUCAUUAUUAGUUAAUUUUGGCGAUUCGUUUUGCUGUAUAAUCAAUUGUUAAAAUAUGUGAGUUCAAUCAUAUUACACUAACACAUUCAUUCAUAUUUAUAAAGACAACUCACAUUGAAAUGCCUUGUACACAGAUUAAAUGGAAACAUGACUGAUACUAAAAAUUAUAAUGGAAAUAAAUUUAAUUGGAUUUAA
Messenger RNA from Musca domestica (house fly), 3851 nucleotides. RefSeq names its product probable E3 ubiquitin-protein ligase HERC4 (gene Herc4). Gene Ontology annotation, biological process: ubiquitin-dependent protein catabolic process; protein ubiquitination. The coding region runs from base 357 to 3545 and encodes 1062 amino acids. The record is from RefSeq and is a predicted model, not a curated record. NCBI's taxonomy places the organism in Eukaryota, Metazoa, Arthropoda, Insecta, Diptera, Muscidae. Gene Ontology annotation, molecular function: ubiquitin protein ligase activity. The transcript has 15 exons.